AUGAUGAUGAAUCGCUUCCUCCCACUGCUCCCGUUGCUGCUCGCCUCCCACCUGAGCCGCCCCGUGCAGCCCUUGCCCAGCAGGGCCGUCGCUGUUGCCGGCGCUGCCGCGAUGGACACCGCGGCGGCGGAGGCCGGACCCAGAGACGGGACUGUGCUGCACAGGUCCAAGAGAGGCUGGAUGUGGAACCAGUUCUACCUGAUGGAGGAGUACACGGCAAACGAGUACCAGUAUGUUGGCAAGCUCCAGUCGAACAUGGACAGGCUCGACGGCACGGUGCGUUACAUUCUCACUGGAGAAGGAGCAGGGACUGUAUUUCAGAUUGAUGAACACACUGGUGAUCUGCACGCCGUCAAGAAGUUGGACAGGGAAGAAAAAGCCAAUUACACGCUACAAGUUCAGGCUGUCGACACAAGGACAAAUCGGCCUCUGGAGCCCGAGACUGAAUUCAUUAUCAAAAUCCACGAUAUCAACGACAACGCGCCGCAGUUUGCCAAGGCCACCUACACGGCAAGUGUCCCUGAGAUGACGGCCAUUGGAACUCCUGUCUUGCAAGUCACUGCCACAGAUGCCGACGACGCCUCGUACGGUAACAGCGCCAAGCUUGUGUACAGCAUCCUGCAAGGUCAGCCAUACUUCUCAGUGGAGCCUGACACAGGUUGGAUCAAAAUAGCUUUGUCAAACAUGGACCGGGAGGUGCGGGAGCAGUAUCACGUGGUCAUCCAGGCCAAGGAUAUGGGAGGGCAGAUGGGUGGUCUGUCUGGGACCACCGAUGUAAACAUCACCCUCACUGAUGUCAACGAUAGCCCACCCCGAUUUUCAUCCAGUUCCUACCAUCUUAGCACACUAGAAUCUGCUGACAUAGGCUCCGUCAUUGGACGGAUAAAAGCCAAAGAUGGUGACCAGGGACAAAAUGCUGAGAUGGAGUACAGCAUCACAGAUGGAGAUGCAAAGGACUUUUUCAAUAUCGUCAGUGACAAAACCACACAGGAGGGGAUCAUCACAUUAAAAAAGAAACUGGACUAUGAGUCCCAGAGGGUGUACACCAUAAAGGUGGAGGUGAACAACACUAAGCUGGACUACCGCUACCUCUCCCUCGGCCCCUUCAAGGACACGGCCACCGUGAAGAUCACGGCGCAGGACGUGGACGAGCCGCCGGUGUUUAGCAUGUCGCCGUACGUGCUGGAGGUUCGGGAGGACAUGGCCAGAGGCAACACCAUCGGCAAGGUCACAGCCUGGGACCCAGACACCCCUCAUCAUCCAGUCAGGUAUUCCAUUGACCACCAUACCAACCGAGAAAAACUAUUCUACAUAGACCCCAUUGAUGGCUCGAUCACAACCUUACAGCCCCUCGACCGGGAACUAUCAAAAUGGCACAACAUCUCAGUUCUGGCAACCGAAAUAAAUAACCCACAGCAGCUGAGCCGCGUCCCUGUUCUCAUUAAAGUCCUGGAUGUGAAUGACAACGCCCCAGAAUUUGCCAUGUAUUAUGAAACCUUUGUCUGUGAAAAUGUAAAAGCUGGGCAGAUCAUACAGACCAUCAGUGCCACAGAUACAGAUGAACCACUUGUUGGACAUAAAUUCGUGUUCAGUUUAAACACCAACAACCCAAAUUUUACAAUACUUGACAACGAAGACAACACAGCCCGUAUCCUGACGCGGCGCAGCAGCUUCAACCGGCACGAGGUGAGCGCCUACUACCUGCCCGUGGUCAUCUCCGACAACGGCUUCCCCAUCCAGACCAGCACGAGCACGCUGACGAUCCGCGUGUGCGGCUGCGACAGCGGCGGCAACCUGCGCUCCUGCAGCGUGGAGGCGCUGCUGCUCUCCGCCGGCCUCAGCACCAGCGCGCUCGUCGCCAUCCUGCUCUGCAUCAUCCUGCUACUCAUGAUUGUAGCGCUGUUUUCUGCACUGAAGAGGCAGAGAAGAAAGGAGCCUCUGAUCAUCUCCAAGGAGGACGUGCGCGACAACGUGGUGAGCUACAACGACGAGGGCGGCGGCGAGGAGGACACUCAGGCCUUCGACAUGGGCGCACUGCGCCACCCGGAGGUCAUGGAGAGCAACAAGCAGCGGCGAGACAUCAUCCCGGAGAUACUUUUCCCCUACCACCGGCCGUCGCCUACGCCGGAGUGUACAGACGCCAGAGACUUCAUCAACUGCAGGCUUCAGGAGAACGACAACGACCCCGCCGCCCCGCCGUAUGACUCCCUGGCCACAUACGCCUACGAAGGCAAUGGAUCUACCGCCGAAUCCCUGAGCUCCCUUGGGUCCAGCCUCACAGAAGGAGACCAUGACUUUGACUACCUGAGCAGCUGGGGACCUCAGUUUAAAAAGCUUGCUGACAUGUACAUAGCAAAGGACAAAGCCUAGUUGCACGUCAUGGCAUCGUGGCCGUUGCUUUGUGUGAGCAGUUUAGUCUCAUGCUUGACUUUUACAGUGACUCUGAACAAACGUGCAGACAUGCACACACAAACACACACACAUGCGCGCACACGCGGCCUCAUGCG
This is a messenger RNA of Engraulis encrasicolus (European anchovy), 2507 nucleotides long. RefSeq names its product cadherin 10, type 2a (T2-cadherin) (gene cdh10a). The record is from RefSeq and is a predicted model, not a curated record. Gene Ontology annotation, molecular function: cadherin binding; calcium ion binding. Gene Ontology annotation, cellular component: plasma membrane; adherens junction; catenin complex. The coding region runs from base 1 to 2370 and encodes 789 amino acids. Lineage: Eukaryota; Metazoa; Chordata; Actinopteri; Clupeiformes; Engraulidae. Gene Ontology annotation, biological process: homophilic cell-cell adhesion; calcium-dependent cell-cell adhesion; cell morphogenesis. The transcript has 11 exons.